Molecule: messenger RNA, 603 nt
Organism: Ilex paraguariensis (yerba mate)
Lineage: Eukaryota; Viridiplantae; Streptophyta; Magnoliopsida; Aquifoliales; Aquifoliaceae
Source: the annotation of a GenBank genome assembly
CUAGACCAAAUAACAUUUGUGGAUAACAGUAUAUUCAAAAUAUUCGGACGUGGGAAAAAGAAGUAUAGGCCACAUGUCAAUAACAACAGAGAAAAAAUGAUGAGAAAGAAGAAACAAGCCUGCAAUUCAGUUGAUCCCCCCUCUAUUGAUCCCUCCUCUAAUGCAGAAAAUUCAUCCAACCCCAUAUCCAAUCUAGCAACUUCAUCGGACCCAAUAUUCACUCCAGACAUAUCUUUCUUCAACACAAAUUACAAAGAUUUGAAUGAUAAGUACUUUUAUCAUAGGCCUUUGUUAUUGGAGAAGGGUGCUUUAUUGGAUCAAUUAAAAGAUAUGGGGUGUGAUGUCAUUUUUGCUCUUCAUCAAUGGAAUUUUAUAGUUGAUAUCAAGAAGACGGAUAAAGCAUAUGAUACAUUGGUAAAGAUAUUUUAUGCAAAUAUGCAUGAUAUUAAGAAAGAUGAUGACAAGUUUAAGUCUCUUGUUAGGAAUGUAAGAUUUGAACUAACCCCGAAUUUAGUUGCAAAAAUAUUGGAAGUUGCCGACCCUUCAUUACUAAGGAUAAACUUAACUAUCCAUACAAGAAUUUUUAGGACAAACCUUAGUUGA